AUGAUAUACCUUGGAUGUUUCCUGUUUCUCUUUGGGAUUACACAUGUCAUGGCAAGUUAUCCAAUCUGGUGGUCCCUGGCUGUGGGCCAUCAGUACUCGUCCCUGGGCACUCAGCCCAUCCUGUGCGGCAGCAUCCCCGGCCUGGUGCCCAAGCAGCUGCGCUUCUGCCGCAACUACGUGGAGAUCAUGCCCAGCGUGGCCGAGGGUGUGAAGAUUGGCAUCCAGGAGUGCCAGCAUCAGUUCCGGGGCCGCCGUUGGAACUGCACCACCAUCAACGACAACCUGGCCAUCUUUGGACCGGUACUCGACAAAGGUACCACCAGAGAGUCUGCGUUUGUGCACGCCAUAGCCUCUGCCGGCGUGGCCUUCGCCGUGACGCGCUCCUGUGCCGAGGGCUCGGCCACCAUCUGCGGCUGCGACACGCGGCACAAGGGCCCGCCUGGAGAAGGCUGGAAGUGGGGCGGUUGCAGUGAGGAUGUGGAGUUUGGCAGCAUGGUGUCCCGAGAGUUCGCCGACGCCCGGGAGAACCGGCCUGAUGCUCGCUCGGCCAUGAACCGACAAAACAACGAAGCCGGACGGGUGUCCAUCGCCGACCAUAUGUACCUAAAGUGCAAGUGCCACGGCCUGUCGGGCAGCUGUGAGGUCAAGACAUGUUGGUGGUCCCAGCCUGACUUCCGGGUGAUCGGCGACUACAUGAAGGACAAGUAUGACAGCGCCUCUGAGAUGGUGGUGGAAAAGCACCGGGAGUCUCGCGGGUGGGUGGAGACCCUGAGGCCCAAGUACACCUUCUUCAAGCCUCCCACGGACCGGGACCUGGUCUACUACGAGAACUCGCCGAACUUCUGCGAGCCCAACCCCGAGACGGGUUCCUUCGGCACGAGGGACCGCGAAUGCAACCUGACCUCCCACGGCAUCGACGGGUGCGACCUGCUCUGCUGUGGCCGCGGCCACAACACCCGGACAGAGAAGCGCAAGGAUAAAUGCCACUGCAUCUUCCACUGGUGCUGCUACGUCAGCUGCCAGGAGUGUGUGCGCGUGUACGACGUCCACACCUGUAAAUAAGGACCUGUAAGGCGCGGCGGCCCUCCCAAUGCCUGACCAAAACGAAACUUCAUUGUUGCGUGGAGGCCACAAAAAACAGCGUGGGCAUCAAACGCCCAGGGGACAUUCGGAUGAGAUGUGUGUGGAUAAAGAGAAAGACAGACAAACACUGGUCAAGUUAAGCUGACUACUUCAUGGAUUCACCCUCCAAGGACCAGGCACUCGACCUAUAUGGUCCUCCUGGUCAUGUGAUGCUGAAUGUCAUGGAACGACAUGACUUUCUGAAGGCAUUGCAGUUUUGUCUCUGUGAACAAGGUAUGGUUUAAUUUUGUGAGAUAACCAUUCCAUGUGUGAGUAAAUGAAGGGUGGAUAAAGAAAAACAAGGCGGUUGUACCCCUCGGGCAAGUAGAAGUCACCUGGACAGAAUGGGCCUCAAACACAAGGAGCAACUUAAUGUGAUAUAUUACAAUGGUUGCAUAAUCUUUGUGAUCAAAAUACUGCUGAUGAAAACUGCACUGACAACAUGGCAUCUCUUGUCAAACCAUCAGUGAUAGCUUAAGUUCGAUUUCACUACUCUGAAAGGUACUGAAAGCACAUAAUAUGCUUUUUUUUAUGAAAUAUUUUGUGAGUACAAGGUAGUUAUCAAAAGGUGCAACUAUAUUAGCGUUAGCUUAAAGACUACACAGAAAGCACAAUGUACUCAUUUUACCUAUGUGAGUGUUAUCAAACAUGUUGACUGAGUGAGUGAGUGUCUCUGUUUUGAGAAUAGUGUUAGCUUUAUACUAACCUUUUGGUAAGAAUGCACUUG
This is a messenger RNA of Clupea harengus (Atlantic herring), 1849 nucleotides long. RefSeq names its product wingless-type MMTV integration site family, member 3A (gene wnt3a). Gene Ontology annotation, cellular component: extracellular region. The record is from RefSeq and is a predicted model, not a curated record. Bases 1 to 1062 code for a protein of 353 amino acids. Lineage: Eukaryota; Metazoa; Chordata; Actinopteri; Clupeiformes; Clupeidae. Gene Ontology annotation, biological process: multicellular organism development; canonical Wnt signaling pathway; neuron differentiation. Gene Ontology annotation, molecular function: cytokine activity; frizzled binding. The transcript has 4 exons.